AUGGGGCGUGGCGUGCGCACGUCGCGCUCCUCCAGAUGCUCCAUUCUCCGCUGCAGUCGCGAAAGGCCACCGCAUUGUCGAUUGCUCGAAGCGUCGAAAGCGAAGAAGGGGGAACCCGUCUACUUGGUGUUCGAGUAUUUGGACACCGAUCUCAAGAAGUUCAUCGAUUCACACAGAAAGGGGCCGAAUCCUGGGCCGAUGCCACCGUCGCUGGUGCAGAGCUUUAUGUACCAGCUGUGCAAGGGGGUUGCGCACUGCCACUCCCACGGCGUCCUCCACCGCGAUCUGAAGCCGCAGAAUCUGCUUCUUGACAAGGAAAGGGGGAUUCUGAAGAUCGCUGAUCUCGGACUCGGCCGCGCAUUCACUGUGCCUCUCAAGAGCUACACGCACGAAAUUGUUACUCUCUGGUACAGAGCGCCCGAGGUUCUGCUCGGUUCGGCUCACUACUCCACCGGCGUUGAUAUGUGGUCCGUAGGAUGCAUCUUCGCGGAGAUGGCGAGGAGGCAGGCUCUUUUUCCGGGAGAUUCUGAGUUCCAGCAGUUGCUUCACAUUUUCAGGCUGCUAGGAACACCAUCUGACAAGCAGUGGCCAGGAGUUUCUUCUCUGCGAGAUUGGCACGUGUAUCCGCAGUGGGAGCCUCAGAACUUGGCUCGCGCUGUUCCUGCUUUGGAGCCUGAAGGAGUUGACCUCCUAGCCAAAAUGCUUAAAUACGAUCCAGCUGAGCGAAUCUCCGCGAAAGCUGCCCUUGACCACCCCUAUUUCGACACCCUCGACAAGUCUCAGUUCUGAAGUUUCACUUAUGAACACAAAGAUGCUAUGAAGUGCUUUCUCAAACCUAGGAAGAGAUGAAUUCAGUGCUGCCUUGCCGUUUUUCAACUGUUGUCGGGGGAAGUCAGCCGUCAUCAUCUUGGUGAUUCGAAAUUAUCGUAUGAUGUUUGCAUCCCUGUAAAUCACAGUGUGGUUAUCCUUGUUAGACAAAUUAUCGUUUUUAAGUAUUGUUAUUUGAGUAAUGCUAAUCAAUCAAAUUCGCAACUGCGGUUGACGAUAGCGAAGAAGAUAUAAAAAUGGAAAUUCCUGUUUAUGAA
This is a messenger RNA of Malus domestica (apple), 1085 nucleotides long. The record is from RefSeq and is a predicted model, not a curated record. NCBI's taxonomy places the organism in Eukaryota, Viridiplantae, Streptophyta, Magnoliopsida, Rosales, Rosaceae.